This is a messenger RNA of Brassica oleracea var. oleracea, 1144 nucleotides long. RefSeq names its product myb-related protein Zm1. The transcript is spliced from 3 exons. The coding region runs from base 219 to 1031 and encodes 270 amino acids. The record is from RefSeq and is a predicted model, not a curated record. Lineage: Eukaryota; Viridiplantae; Streptophyta; Magnoliopsida; Brassicales; Brassicaceae.
AAUCAACCACACCACAGACAAACUUUUCCCACUCAACAAAUCCGAUUUGACAUUAUCAGUUCCUUUGUUUACAUUCAUCUUUCUCAUGUCAAGAUCACACUCUUUCCUCUCACUUAUAUAAACAACAGAAAACCAAUUCUAUUUGGUAAAGAGAAUCUCAAACUUGAGUGUAUAUAUAUAGCAUAUAUAUAUAGAGAGAGGAGAUAGAGAGAGAGAAAAUGGGAAAAGGAAGAGCACCUUGUUGUGACAAGACCAAAGUGAAGAGAGGCCCAUGGAGCCCAGAAGAAGACUUGAAACUCAUCUCUUUCAUUCAGAAGUUUGGUCAUGAGAACUGGAGAUCUCUCCCCAAACAAUCUGGUUUAUUGAGGUGUGGGAAGAGUUGCCGUCUAAGAUGGAUUAACUACCUCAGACCAGAUGUGAAACGAGGUAACUUUAGUGCAGAGGAAGAAGAAAUGAUCAUCAAGCUUCACCAGAGCUAUGGAAACAAGUGGUCGAAAAUCGCUUCUAAACUUCCAGGACGUACAGAUAAUGAGAUCAAGAAUGUGUGGCAUACACAUCUAAAGAAAAGACUGGUUAAGAGUUCAGCAAGUCCAGAUGAACCGGCCUCUCCUUGUUCUAGUGAUAAGACUCAAGCAGAAGACUGUUUGAACAUAAAGACAACUCAUGAUUCUACUACUUCAGGGUCUUCUGGUGGUUCCAACAAUUCAAACCAAGAAGAUGAUCCAAAUAUGGGUCUUAUGUUUGAGUAUAGCCAGUUUAAUGAUAUUAUAGAAGAGGUAGAUAAGCCCGACCUACUGGAGAUCCCCUUUGACUCAGAUCUUGACAUCUGGAGUUUCUUAGAUGGUCCAAACGAGAACAGUUCAGUUUCAAGGGGAGAAGAAGAGUGUGAUGAGGAUGAAGUCAAGAAAUGGUUGAAGCACUUGGAAAAUGAACUGGGAUUAGAAGAAGAAGAUAAUCAUCAACAUCAUAAAGAGGGAGCACAAGACAAAGAUUCAUCACUCUUGAAGACGUACGAGCUCAUGAUACAUUAACAAGUCCAAAAUGUGAUUUACUUGACGUAUUUUCUAUUUUCAUACGAUGAUCACAAAGAGACUUAUUAUUAUGGAUAUCAAUAUUUAAAAGGAAAGUUAGGUAGUAGAGAAAA